CCGCUUGGAACAACGGCCGGCGUACCGGAGGACUGACCCGGGGACUGCGGGACCACCGGGAGGCUGCUGACAGGCGCUAACAGGCGAUUCUUUCCCCGGGGAUAAACCUCCUCCUCCUCCUUGAAAAAGCGGCGGUCCGCUCCUUUCUCCCCCAUUUCCCUGCUCCGCUAGCGGCUCCGAGGCACCAGCGAUGUUGCUACCGAGCGUCUAGGAUUUUACCUCCUCCUCCUCCUCCUCCUGCCGCCGCCGCCGCCGUCCGUCCGUGCGUUUGUACCGACUGUAAAUAAAGCCGAGCGCAGACAGAAAAGCGACACCAGCGGGCUUCACUAUGGUUUUAUCGGCGCUCCGCAGCAGGAGAUGUCUUCAUAGCUGCUGUAUGGGGACGUUAUGCUUGCAGUUGUUGCUGUGGAUUUUAUGUGCCGUGAACGGAGAGGAGCAGCCGUUCAGCGUGGAGGCAUGGCUCCAGAGGUAUGGCUACCUCCCUCCUGCAGACCCCAGAAUGUCAGUGCUGCGUUCUGCCCGAGUCAUGCAGUCUGCUAUCGCUGCCAUGCAGCGCCGCUACGGCCUAAAUGUCACAGGGAGUCUGGACAGCAACACUAUAGACGAUAACACGAUAAGGUGGAUGAAGAAGCCCAGAUGUGGGGUUCCUGACCAGGUAGGAGGAGCGUUCAAAUUCAGCGUCAGGAAACGGCGGUACGCCCUCACAGGACAGAGGUGGCAACACAAACAUAUCACAUACAGCAUAAAGAACGUGACGCCCAAAGUGGGCGCCGAGGAGACCCACGACGCCAUCCGGCGAGCCUUCGACGUCUGGCAAAACGUGACGCCGCUGCGCUUCGAGGCCGUGCCCUACAGCGAGCUGGAGAGGACCAAGAAGGACGUGGACAUCACCAUCAUCUUCGCUUCAGGUUUCCACGGCGACAGCUCGCCCUUCGACGGCGAGGGGGGCUUCCUGGCUCACGCCUACUUUCCAGGGCCGGGGAUCGGAGGCGACACGCACUUUGACUCGGAUGAGCCGUGGACGCUGGGCAACCCCAACCAUGACGGUAACGAUUUGUUCCUGGUAGCGGUCCACGAGCUGGGCCACGCGCUGGGCCUCGAACACUCCAACGACCCCACGGCCAUCAUGGCUCCGUUUUACCAGUACAUGGACACGGACAACUUCAAACUGCCCAUGGACGACCUGCUGGGCAUCCAGAAGAUUUAUGGGCCUCCCGAUAAGAUUCCCCAGCCGACCAAACCUUUGCCCACGGCGCCGCCUCCUCGCUCCCAUCCACCUUCAGACCCACGUAAGCCAGACAGGCAGACGCGACCCCCAAGGCUGCCCCCGGGAGACAGGCCGUCCCACCCCAACUCUAAACCCAACAUCUGCGACGGAGGCUUCAACACCCUGGCCAUACUGAGGAGAGAGAUGUUCGUCUUCAAGGACCACUGGUUUUGGCGGGUGAGAGAUAACUCGGUGAUGCCGGGAUACCCGAUGCUCAUCAGCGUCUUCUGGAGGGGCCUCCCACCCAAGAUCGACGCCGUCUACGAGAACAGCGAGGGGAAGUUCGUCUUCUUCAAAGGGAAGCAGUUCUGGGUGUUUAAGGACACGGUGCUGCAGCCCGGAUACCCCAAGGACAUCACCCAGUUCGGCCACGGCAUGCCGGCCCAGAGCAUCGAGACGGCCGUGUGGUGGGAGGACGUGGCCAAGACCUACUUCUUUAAGGAGGACAGGUACUGGCGCUACAAUGAGGACAUGAGAACCAUGGAUCCUGGAUAUCCUAAGCCCAUCACAGUGUGGAGAGGUGUGCCUGACUCGCCACAGGGGGCCUUCGUCGACAAAGCCAAUGGUUUUACCUACUUCUACAAGGGGAAGGAGUACUGGAAGUUCAACAACCAGUUCCUGCGAGUGGAGCCGGGCUACCCGCGCUCCAUCCUCAAGGACUUCAUGGGCUGCGAGCUGACCCCCAUCGACCCCGGCCGCCCGCCGGCCGACGACGGCAACACGGACGUGGUGAUCGAGCUGGACAACGAGGCCAACACGGUGAAGGCCAUCGCCAUCGUCAUCCCCUGCGUGCUGGCGCUGUGCCUCCUGGUGCUGGUCUACACCGUGGUGCAGUUCAAGAGGAAGGGUACGCCACGCCACAUACUGUACUGCAAACGCUCCAUGCAGGAAUGGGUCUGAAGCGCUGGAACGAGACCGGAGGGCGGGGCGAGGGUGGGAGGAGAGGCUGCUGACAAACAGGACGGCCGCCGGCUUUCACAGGGAGGAGGAGGAGGACGGCGGACUGGGGACAGCUUUACUCUAAACACAGCCACGCCUCCUCCUCUGGGCCGACCCGAGACCUUCGCUCAGACCCGCACAGACAGUCUGACGGCGAUCCCUCACGCUGAAGGCGAUCCAGGACUCAGAGCUGACUCCGCUAGCCCCCAGCCUUUUUAACAAACAGGGGGGUAGAGGGGCAGUUUGUGGGGGGAGGGAGGGGUCUUUGUCAGGAAUGACCUUCAGUCCCAAUCCAAAAAAAACAAAACAACAACAACAACAAAAAAACGAGGGUCAGCAUCACUUUGUAUCGCAGAAACUUGACUUCCUGUCCCCCUUCUUCUUCUUCUUCUACUUCUUCUUCUUCUUCUUCUUCUUCGGUUUCUCCGCCUGACUGCUUUUAACGAGGGGAGGACGUUCAGGGGGACGAGCUGCAUCGCCAUCCGUCAUAUCAGGUUGUUGGUCCAACAACACUUUUCUAUUGACUGGUGUGGGUGCCCCCCCUCCCCGCUUCAUUGUGCGCUCAAAAAAACAGUCUUAGAAAAAAGUUAAUCACAUUACCCAUCAUCUUUUAUUGUUUUUUUUUUCUUUCAAAUUUUUUCUUUUAAUUUGAAUUUCUUUGAGAAAGGAGGUCCUCACUGUUCCCUUUAAGACACUCCUGAGGAAGAGACCAAACGAAACCAAAUAAAAUCAAUUUCUCUCCAAAGAGGAUCACGUUUUUAAACUUUUUUUUUUGUUGGGUUCUCAUUUCCGUUUCACUCUUCUUUCCCUUCUCUGGAUCCGUGCAGCGAUUAAGAGUCUGGGAGCUCCGACUGUUGUGGCAGUCUGUUUGAGACACAGGGGCCAAAUUAUUCUGCAAUAUUUUAACUCGCCUUAAUUAUAGAUCAUUACUACUUGUGCUUGGUUUUUGCUGUUCUUGGUGUUGUUUAUUUUUUUGUUUGUUUGUUUGUUUUUUUUAUUCGUAUACCGCUUUUGUUUUCGUUUGUUUGUAACAGGAGCUAAUUAAGCGCUUCUCGUGAUUGGUAUUUUCUGGAUUUUAUUACCCAGAACCCUCGGCACUGGCUUGCUGAGCCGUUCUGGACAGAAUACGCAGCAGAGGUGGGCCUGUACUGAGAGUCAUGUGUUGUAUCGUGUAGAGAAGGUUCUGGAGUAAAGCCACUAUUUUUGUGUGUUAAGAUAUUUGUUACUGUUCCUUAUUUCCAUUCGACAGAAACGAGGCCACAGAGAGCUGGAGGGCCUCGUUAUGGGAUUUGUUCUCGGUCUGUACCCCCCUCAGUUUGAAGAACAGCUAAAGUGUGCAUUCAAAACGGUGGCGUGGUUAUCGGAGACCGGACAGACCUUUUUGUUUUUAUUGUGUUUUUUUAAAAAGAAAUUCUGUUGACUGCCUUGUUUGAGAGAGCUCACAGUUCCCAGAAUGCUCUUGUCUCGUGACUGAGGACCCACAAAGUGAGACACCAAGUCAGGAUCAGUGCCUGUGUCCACGUGCAUGCAAGCAUUUACUGUACAUCCACCUGGUUCUGCUCAACAUGGCUCUGGAGCCUCCCUCAGAAGCUGAGGAGGACGUUUUCUCUUAAAAAAAAAAAUACUGUUUUGCAUUUAUUUUUGUACCUUUUAAAUGUUCCCCCAGCCGCCUUCCUCCAGGUACAACGAAAUCUAAGAGAUAAAAAAAAAAAAAACAAUCUAUGUGGUACAUUUGGGAAAUUACUGGGAGAUCUGAUGGCGAUUGGAUUCUUCAAAUUGGCCUCGACGAACCGUGUCGUGUCCUCGCCGUGGUGGCGAGCGGUCUUUGAAUGUGUGUUUGUUUUCAUGAUCACAUACUGGGUUUUUACUUUUUCUUUCUUUCCUGUUUUCUGGUCAAAACAAAUUGGACAUCUCACAAUGACUUCUUUGUGUAAGACUUUGGGACGCCAGAAAAACCAUGUCCUGACUGAAUGAAUAAACUGAUCAAUACAUGAUGAAGA
Stegastes partitus (bicolor damselfish) is the source of this 4206-nucleotide messenger RNA. RefSeq names its product matrix metalloproteinase-16-like. Gene Ontology annotation, cellular component: plasma membrane; extracellular matrix. Lineage: Eukaryota; Metazoa; Chordata; Actinopteri; Pomacentridae. The record is from RefSeq and is a predicted model, not a curated record. The coding region runs from base 329 to 2167 and encodes 612 amino acids. The transcript has 11 exons. Gene Ontology annotation, molecular function: metalloendopeptidase activity; zinc ion binding. Gene Ontology annotation, biological process: proteolysis; skeletal system development; extracellular matrix organization.